Talpa occidentalis (Iberian mole) is the source of this 5985-nucleotide messenger RNA. RefSeq names its product ELKS/RAB6-interacting/CAST family member 2 (gene ERC2). The transcript is spliced from 16 exons. NCBI's taxonomy places the organism in Eukaryota, Metazoa, Chordata, Mammalia, Eulipotyphla, Talpidae. The record is from RefSeq and is a predicted model, not a curated record. Gene Ontology annotation, biological process: maintenance of presynaptic active zone structure; regulation of synaptic plasticity; neuromuscular synaptic transmission. The coding region runs from base 245 to 3415 and encodes 1056 amino acids. Gene Ontology annotation, molecular function: structural constituent of presynaptic active zone. Gene Ontology annotation, cellular component: cytoskeleton of presynaptic active zone.
CUUCUGCUCGUUCGGGCUCCCGCUCCGGCUCUUCCCGGCUGCCCGGGGCCAAGGCGACGUGAGGUUGUAAAAAUCCAUGUGGGACGGCCCCGGGCGAGCAUCGGAAAGAUCUCUGACUAGUCGCUUUCUGGGAUAGACUGAAAGGAAUGCAGUGAAAAUUCUGGCCAACAGUGGAAAUAUUGGCUUAAUCCCCAACUGAAUAUAACAUUCCUUCUCUUCAGUAGCACUUCAUAAUAGAAGAAAAAUGUAUGGAAGUGCAAGAACAAUCACCAAUCUGGAGGGGAGCCCUUCUAGAUCUCCUCGUUUGCCAAGGUCUCCUCGUUUGGGUCACAGACGAACAAGUAGUGGGGGAGGUGGAGGAACAGGCAAAACUCUGUCCAUGGAAAAUAUUCAGUCCCUUAAUGCAGCCUAUGCUACUUCUGGACCUAUGUAUCUGAGUGAUCAUGAAGGGGUGGCUUCAACAACUUAUCCAAAGGGCACCAUGACUCUGGGAAGGGCCACAAAUCGAGCAGUAUAUGGAGGCCGUGUCACAGCCAUGGGAAGUAGUCCCAAUAUUGCUUCAGCUGGACUUUCUCACACAGAUGUCCUUUCAUACACGGAUCAACAUGGCGGUCUGACCAGCUCAUCCCAUCAUCACCACCACCAGGUACCCUCCAUGUUGAGGCAGGUAAGGGAUAGCACAAUGUUAGACCUUCAAGCCCAGCUCAAGGAACUUCAGAGAGAGAAUGACCUCCUCCGGAAAGAGCUAGACAUCAAGGAUAGCAAGUUGGGAUCUUCCAUGAACAGUAUCAAGACCUUCUGGAGUCCUGAACUCAAGAAGGAGAGAGUCUUGAGGAAAGAAGAAGCAGCCCGGAUGUCUGUCCUCAAGGAGCAGAUGAGGGUUUCCCAUGAAGAAAAUCAGCACCUGCAGCUGACCAUCCAGGCCCUUCAGGAUGAGCUGCGAACCCAGAGAGACCUCAACCACCUCCUGCAGCAAGAAAGUGGCAACCGGGGAGCUGAGCACUUCACCAUUGAACUGACCGAGGAGAACUUCCGGAGGCUCCAGGCCGAGCACGACAGACAGGCUAAGGAGCUGUUCCUUUUGAGGAAGACCUUGGAAGAAAUGGAGCUGAGAAUCGAAACACAGAAACAGACCCUCAAUGCCCGAGAUGAGUCCAUUAAAAAGCUUCUUGAGAUGUUGCAAAGUAAAGGUUUGCCGUCCAAAAGCCUUGAGGAUGACAAUGAACGGACGCGGCGGAUGGCAGAGGCUGAAUCUCAGGUCAGCCACUUGGAAGUGAUCUUAGACCAGAAAGAGAAGGAAAACAUACAUCUCAGAGAGGAAUUGCACCGAAGAAGCCAACUUCAGCCGGAGCCAGCCAAGACGAAGGCUCUCCAGACUGUCAUUGAAAUGAAGGACACAAAAAUCGCUUCAUUGGAGCGAAACAUAAGGGAUCUUGAGGAUGAGAUCCAGAUGUUAAAAGCCAAUGGUGUGCUGAACACUGAGGACCGCGAAGAAGAAAUCAAACAAAUAGAGGUUUACAAAAGUCACUCCAAGUUCAUGAAGACCAAGAUUGAUCAGCUGAAGCAGGAACUUUCAAAGAAGGAGUCAGAACUUCUUGCCUUACAAACAAAGCUUGAAACUCUUAGCAAUCAAAAUUCAGAUUGCAAGCAACACAUUGAAGUGCUUAAAGAGUCACUUACAGCCAAAGAACAGAGGGCUGCCAUCCUUCAGACCGAGGUAGAUGCAUUGAGGUUACGACUGGAAGAGAAAGAAUCUUUUCUCAAUAAAAAAACAAAACAGCUGCAGGACCUCACGGAAGAGAAGGGGACACUGGCUGGAGAGAUUCGCGACAUGAAAGAUAUGUUAGAAGUAAAGGAGAGAAAAAUCAAUGUUCUGCAGAAAAAGAUUGAAAAUUUGCAAGAACAACUUAGGGAUAAAGACAAACAACUGACCAAUCUGAAAGACAGAGUGAAGUCCUUGCAGACCGACUCCAGUAAUACGGAUACAGCACUGGCGACGCUUGAGGAGGCUUUGUCAGAGAAGGAGAGAAUAAUUGAGCGUUUAAAAGAGCAGCGGGAGAGAGAUGACCGGGAAAGACUAGAAGAGAUAGAAUCCUUCCGAAAAGAGAACAAAGACCUAAAAGAGAAGGUCAAUGCUUUACAAGCUGAACUCACUGAAAAAGAGUCUAGUUUAAUUGACCUCAAGGAACAUGCAUCUUCAUUAGCUUCAGCAGGACUGAAAAGGGAUUCCAAAUUAAAAUCUCUAGAAAUAGCCAUUGAACAAAAGAAAGAAGAAUGUAGCAAAUUGGAAGCACAGUUAAAAAAGGCUCAUAAUAUUGAAGAUGACUCCAGGAUGAACCCUGAAUUUGCUGACCGAAUAAAACAGCUUGAUAAAGAGGCGUCUUACUACCGUGAUGAGUGUGGCAAGGCCCAGGCGGAAGUCGACCGGUUGCUGGAGAUCCUCAAGGAGGUGGAGAAUGAAAAGAAUGACAAGGACAAGAAGAUUGCAGAACUCGAGAGGCAUAUGAAAGAUCAGAAUAAGAAGGUGGCCAACCUCAAGCACAACCAACAGUUAGAAAAGAAGAAGAAUGCUCAGUUACUGGAAGAAGUUCGCAGGCGAGAAGAUAGCAUGGCUGACAACUCACAGCACUUGCAGAUAGAGGAACUCAUGAAUGCAUUGGAGAAGACCAGACAGGAGCUGGAUGCCACCAAAGCACGCCUCGCAUCCACCCAGCAGUCCCUAGCUGAAAAGGAGGCUCACUUGGUCAACCUCCGCAUGGAAAGGAGAAAACAGCUUGAGGAGAUCCUGGAGAUGAAACAGGAAGCACUGCUCGCAGCAAUCAGCGAGAAAGAUGCUAACAUUGCCUUGCUGGAAUUGUCUGCCUCCAAGAAGAAAAAGACGCAGGAAGAAGUCAUGGCCCUUAAGCGGGAAAAAGAUCGAUUAGUACAUCAGUUAAAACAGCAGACCCAGAACAGAAUGAAGCUGAUGGCAGACAACUACGAUGAGGACCACCACCAUUACCACCACCACCACCAUCACCACCACCACCGAUCUCCUGGGAGGUCGCAACAUUCCAAUCACAGGCCCUCUCCUGAUCAGCUAUCAGAAGGGUUGAAUAAAGAGAAAACGCAGCUCUGCAGCAAUAUUCCGAUAAUCUAUUGCAGUGCGACUCACAUCACUGUCCAUCACCACCUGGAAUGGCUCAUCAGGACUCAAGAGGAGUUUUCACUUUCAUUAUUGAGCAUGUUUCUGUUUGACUUGAUAUUUCCUUCAUCAUCCUAUGUCCUUUCUCAUGGAUUAAGAUGUAUGGGAAAGGAAGAAUGUGGAGAAGACAAAAAUGACAGAUCCCCCAUAUUUGGUCUGGAUUUGGGCAUUGAACAUGUGAUCAUCUCUUCUGAAUGUCAUUAUCUGAUAACAUUUAAUUAUGUUGUUUAGACAUCAUCAGAUAAACUUGAGCUCCGUGGGAUUGAACUGUGGAUUCAGCUUCUGUUGGACAACUAGCUUCAUCUCCAGUUUUUCUGCUGGUUCAGUCGAAGUGGUCAUUCCUAAUGCAUUAGAUUAUCAAAAAGUGUAAAUUCUCUGUGAGUGAGUGGUGUUGGCAGUGUUUGUAUACCAAGAUGCGUGGAGUGUUUGACAAAGAAACCAACACACCAAAAACGGCGAGCCUUUACCCUCCUCUAUUUCUUUAAUCUGCUGUUUGAAGAACCAUAUUUUGAUGGUGUAACCAGUAGUUACCUCUGGGCCAGGUUGGAAAUGAAAUCAAUUUUUUAAACCACUAAUACUUGCCAAGAAAUCGCCUUAUGAGAACAUGGUGUGUGUCUCUGACAAUGCAUGGCACAUCUAAAUUAAUCAUUCAUGAUUUUAUCUACCCUGUUUAUGUACUGGAGAGUGGCAAAAGCCUGAGGCACCUGCCUACUUCUCUCUGUGUAUUGAAUGCAUCCCCACAGCUGGGAUGUGGCCAAGCCUCAGACUCUUUCCAUUCCCUUACAUGCAGGUCUCCAUGAAGAAGCUGGGACUCAUUCUCAUUUCAAGAUCCAAAUGCUGUGCAAACAGUAUAAGCUUAGAUCUUGUGUAAACGAAGGUUCAUUUCUCAUUUUUUAAAAAUGUCUAUAACAUGGAUUCCAAAGCCUUUUCAGCAUAAAACUCGAAAACAUUGAUGAAUGAGGAAUAAUCACAAAAGCUGUGUACCUGUAUAUAGCUCUACACAACAUGUUUGUGAGUACAGAGUCAUUAUUUAAAGCACAUGCCAGGGAAGGAGACCAAAUUUUGAGGUCUUUCACAUACAGUGACACGGUACUAAGGAGAAUUAAACUCCUACUGCUUACUCUGAAGAUUAAAACAAAUUUUAAGUUGUUAGAACUUCAUAGAACUCAUGACCAAGUCUGGCAAACAUGUGCAACUCUUGUAUUGAUCCAUUUUCUUGUCAAUGGAAGAUACUCUUCCACAUGUAUGCAAGUAGGAGAUGAAAAAAUCUGCAUUUUUAAAGGACAAACAGUGAAUUUAAGCAUGAGUGGCCUUAAUAAAUAUAGUUGUCUUUCUUUGCUGCUGUGGAAAGGAUUCUAAACAUAUGUUCCUGAAGUCUUGCAUUGAAUUUCCUUGUUAUGAUUAAUUUUUAAAAUGUUGGUGCAAUGAACUCUGGACCUCUCUCGUGAGCCAUAGAGAUGUUCAAAAGACAGACAUCUUAUUUGUCGGGGAAGAUGAAACUGUCCCUGAUUGGCACCUGGUCGGUGCAUUGGGUAUAACAUAUUCAAGCAGGUUUCUUGCUUUUGGCUUUGUUCUUGUCGUCAGUAAGUAUAGCGAACUAUGUGAAGCUUACGUGUUGCAUAAACAAUCCAAAUACAUUCAUGUUUAAGAAGUUUGUCCUUUAACUAUCAAAGCAAUCAAGGUCUUGAUUGGAGGAAAUGAGCAAAGUUCUUUGCAAGCAUAUUUAGCACAUUUUGACAUAAUGUCACACUGAAAAACCCAGGCCACAAACGCAUCCCCGUGAACAGUUUGGGAGUCCUUGAGUAGAUGGUCCUCGCUGUCGCCUACAAAAAGGCCCUGAACUGAACUCUGCAACUGAAUACUUGAAAUAAGAAAUCCACCAGGGGAAAUGGGGGUCCUGAAAACAGGAAAAGCAACAACCACGUUGAGAUAGUUAUUUCUAAGUAUGUGCCAAUUUUGUCACGGCUGUUGUUUAGGGGAUAUUUUUUUUGCCCCAACUUUGUUGGUUUAAAGUAUUCUUGAUCUUACCUUUAUUGGGGACAUAUCAUUUUGCUUCUUAAAUCUUAAAUUCUGUCUAGCAUAGAAUCUUUUUCCAUUCCAUGUAAUAUUCUCUGAUGUUGGGGAGGUUACCAAAAAAAAAUCCUUUUUCACAUAUUGAAAUAGUCUCUGGGUUUACAACAAACACUGUGAUGUUGGAGAGGUAUUUCCUUUGUGCAAACUUUAGCAGGUUCCCCUCUAAUCAUAAAGAAGUUGAAAAAAAAGUCGAGGCUGACGUUUAGGAGAAGUUGGUCUUCUUACUUUGUGCAAAAGCAGGCUUGUACUUUAUACCCCAUUUGAUUUCGAUGUACAGUCUCGAUUUUGUAUUUACUAACUUUUGUGUAUUCAGUAUGCACGUUAACAGCGUGUCAACUUUCAUUUGAAAAUGGGUUUCAAUUUACUUUUUAAACAGUGUUUAUGAUGAGACCUCCGAAGUGUUGACAUAAGCCCUAUCUGAGAUGUUCUUUGUGUAGAGUGGCGUUUGAAUGCUGCCAAGGGUCAGUGUAUCUAAUUCCCUGAGACCCUAGUUUGAUAGUGCUUCUUGUAAUAUUUCUUUAAGUGAGUGGCAUGUGGGUUGUGAUAUUGACCAUGUGAUUAUGGACUUCGAUAUGAAAAAAAAUAAAUAAAAUUAAGGAACCCUCAGAAACUACCAGUGGGCAUGUAUUAGCCAGUCAUUGUAACCUCGUGUCUAGUAGAAGUACAACAUGCAGGUAUGUACAGUUCAUAAAUUUGUUAUCAUGUGUAUGAGAAGUACUUUGUGCUGA